CCCGGGGCCGCGCCGCUCGGGGGCGGGCGGAGGCGGCAGCGCCGCGGGGCUGCGCUCGGCAGCGCCCGCACCGGAGCCGCGCCGGGCUGGGCCGAGCCGGGCCGAGCCCCACCGAGCCGCGCCGAGCCCAGCGCCCGCCCCGCCGCCGCCUCUCCCCUCCACCAUCCAGCCAGUAAUUUUCCAAGCCCGGCCGGCGCUUCCCGGUUCAGCCGCCCUGAGGAUCGGCGGGGCCAUGGGAGACAAAGGCACCCGGGUGUUUAAGAAAGCCAGUCCCAACGGGAAGCUCACCGUCUACCUGGGGAAGAGGGAUUUCGUGGAUCACAUUGAUGUGGUGGACCCCGUGGACGGCGUGGUGCUGGUGGAUCCUGAGUACCUGAAGGAGAGAAAAGUCUUUGUGACGUUGACCUGCGCCUUCCGCUAUGGCCGUGAGGACCUGGAUGUGCUGGGGCUGACUUUCCGCAAGGACCUCUUCGUGGCCAACGCCCAGGCCUUCCCCCCGGUCCCAGAGGAGAAGAAGCCCCUGACGCGGCUGCAGGAGCGGCUGAUCAAGAAGCUGGGCGAGCACGCCUACCCCUUCACCUUCGAGAUCCCCCCCAACCUGCCUUGCUCCGUCACACUGCAGCCGGGUCCGGAGGACACGGGGAAGGCAUGUGGUGUGGACUAUGAGGUCAAAGCUUUCUGUGCAGAGAACCUGGAGGAGAAAAUCCACAAGAGGAACUCGGUGCGCCUGGUGAUCCGUAAGGUCCAGUACGCACCAGAGCGGCCUGGCCCACAGCCCAUGGCGGAGACCACCCGGCAGUUCCUCAUGUCGGACAAACCGCUGCACCUCGAGGCAUCCCUGGACAAGGAGAUCUACUACCAUGGAGAGCCGAUCAGCGUCAACGUCCAUGUCACCAACAACACCAGCAAGACGGUAAAGAAGAUCAAGAUCUCAGUGCGCCAGUACGCCGACAUCUGCCUCUUCAACACUGCCCAGUACAAGUGCCCGGUGGCCGUGGAGGACGCUGAUGACAUGGUGGCCCCGAGCUCGACGUUCUGCAAAGUCUACACCCUGACCCCCUUCCUCGCCAACAACCGGGAGAAGCGAGGGCUGGCACUGGAUGGCAAGCUCAAGCACGAGGACACCAACCUGGCAUCCAGCACGCUGUUAAGAGAUGGAGCCAACAAGGAGAUCCUGGGCAUUAUCGUCUCCUACAAGGUGAAGGUGAAGCUGGUGGUGUCACGAGGAGGCCUGCUGGGAGACCUCGCCUCCAGCGAUGUUGCAGUGGAGCUGCCCUUCACGCUGAUGCAUCCAAAACCUAAGGAGGAACCGGCACACCGGGACGUUCCAGAGAACGAAGCACCCAUAGAUACAAAUCUGAUAGAGCUUGACACAAAUGACGACGACAUUGUGUUCGAAGACUUUGCCCGCCAGCGACUCAAGGGCAUGAAGGAUGACAAAGAGGACGAGGAGGAGCGGACAAACUCCCCGCAGCUCAACGACAGAUAAGCGAGCCCCCCGCAGCUCGCCUGGCCGGCCUGCGCCAGUAACACCCGUGCAUUAGGCUUCUUCUCUUUUGUAUAAUUAAUUAAUUUUGUUUUCUACCUGUACCGGGAGCCUAUGGAUCGCCCGAUGGCGACAGCAAUUAUAAUCUUCCAGCUGUGCCGUGUUGUCACUCUUCAUCCAGCUGCCAGAGCUGCUGUUUCCCAUGCAGGGCACGGCCAGAGGGGUGCUGGAGGCAGAGGGGUCUGGGGGGGUCACAGCACCCCUUGCCUUAGCCCCCCCCUUCCCGUCCAACCCACUGCCCCUUCCCCGCUGUGCUCAGAGCCCUUUCCUAUGAGCUGCCUCUUUUAUGCGUUUUAUAUUAAGUCCGGUCUCUACACCAGUUUGCUACGGGGGGUGGGUGGGAGGGGGUGCAGCAGAAUGGGGGGUGGGUGGGGUCUUUUCUAGGCAGCCUGCUCGUAGGAAAGGGCACCCGCACACCUUGGAUGUCCCCUCCUGUCUGGCCCUGCCGCAUGCGUUCCCUGCCCGGGAUGCACGAGCCUGGCGUUGACCCUUGGACCCUGCCUGAGACCGAAGCCCAACUGCUCCCCAGUAAAGGCUCAAGCCGGCACCGGGGUUUUGGAGCUGGCAAAGCUGGGUGGGCAUCGCUCCCCCUGCUCUUCCCCCCACCCCCAAUCCACCUGAGCAGCCGACCCCGGGGAUUUAUCCUUCAGUUGCACCGAUUUUUACACCAAUAGAGCCUCCCUGGAGGGAAGGAGCUCCGAGCUAUGAGUUGCUGGGGCCAGGUAAGGCCAGCAGACUUGGAGCUGGCACACAGGGACAGGGCUGGCAGCAGGGGCAUGCGGGCCCCCGCCAUCGGUCUGUGCCAUCUGCUCUGGGAGAGGCUGCGAAUGCCUUUUCUCAGCCACAGCAGGGUCAUGGUGUAAGCCUUGUUCCCAUUGGCGUUACACCAAGGAUGCUUUGCCCCCCUGCCUGCAACCCCAAGCUGCAAAGCUCCCCUGGUUGAUGUUUUCCCCUUAUCUGUGCCUGCAUGGGGGUCAAGCACCUAUUUGGGGAUCGGGAGGGAAGGGGAGCACAGCGUUUGCUGCCCUAACCAGUGUUUCACCAGAUGCUUGUGCCUCCCGACGGCGGUGCUGGUCCUGGGGCUCCCUUGCUGGGUGCCUGGGUCCCAUCCCACCCCACUGGGGUCUGCUGGGGUCUCCCACCACCGAUCGAAAGGCCCUUCUCACUAUUUAUUGUGCUGUUGCGGUCAGCAUCAUCAUCUGAGAGCAACCCAUGGGGAUAGCUCCGUCCUUCCCUGGCCGGGGGAGCACAGAGCUGAGCCCCUCACCCCGUUACUUUUGGGUAAAGCUGAUGGGCAGAGUGGUACCUUUUUUUUUUUUUGUAAAAGUGGUUACUUUGUACUGUUCAUUGAUACCUGCUUCUUUGGUUUCUCCACCAUAUCUGUGAUGUUUCUGUGUUCUGUCAAAUAAAUUAUUCUAGUUUAUUAAACUCAGAAAAAAAGAAUAAAUCAUAAAAUACA
Messenger RNA from Falco peregrinus (peregrine falcon), 3005 nucleotides. It is a transcript of the gene ARRB1, whose product is annotated as arrestin beta 1. The transcript has 16 exons. The coding region runs from base 233 to 1489 and encodes 418 amino acids. NCBI's taxonomy places the organism in Eukaryota, Metazoa, Chordata, Aves, Falconiformes, Falconidae. Gene Ontology annotation, molecular function: G protein-coupled receptor binding. Gene Ontology annotation, biological process: signal transduction; visual perception; G protein-coupled receptor internalization. The record is from RefSeq and is a predicted model, not a curated record.